This is a messenger RNA of Hibiscus syriacus, 1174 nucleotides long. Its product is annotated as serine/arginine-rich splicing factor RS31-like. Gene Ontology annotation, biological process: mRNA splicing, via spliceosome. Bases 224 to 1153 code for a protein of 309 amino acids. Gene Ontology annotation, cellular component: nuclear speck. The record is from RefSeq and is a predicted model, not a curated record. The transcript is spliced from 5 exons. Gene Ontology annotation, molecular function: RNA binding. Lineage: Eukaryota; Viridiplantae; Streptophyta; Magnoliopsida; Malvales; Malvaceae.
GUGUUUAGCAGAAAUAGUCGACUGAUAUUGCGUCUAUUUUCCGUUACAUAAUUCUAUUUGCGGCCUCUAUCCGCUUCUAUUUUGAGGUGAAAUUUAAUCAAAACGCUAUCAAGGUCUUUAGCUAUGGCGGACGGCGCUGCUACCUGGAAAUAGCGGCCGCGAUAGCUCUAUUUGAAACCCUAAUAAUACUCGAAGUCUCUCCCCUAAUUUUAAUGUUUUAAUAAUGCGUUUUCUGUUUUUCUUUUCUCGAUUAGGUUUCUGCCGAAGAUUAGGUGCUGAUAUCUUUUUGGGGGAAAUGAGACCAGUUUUUGUGGGGAAUUUCGAGUUCGAGACUCGGCAGUCAGAGCUGGAGCGUUUAUUUUCAAAGUAUGGGAGGAUUGAGAGGGUUGACAUGAAAUCUGGGUUUGCUUUUGUUUAUUUUGAGGAUGAACGAGAUGCCGAAGAUGCUAUUCGUGGACUUGACAAUGUACCUUUUGGAUACGAUCGUCGACGACUUUCCGUGGAGUGGGCUAAGGGUGAACGUGGUCGGCACCGUGAUGGUUCUAGGUCAACCACAAGUCAAAGGCCCACCAAAACCUUGUUUGUUAUCAACUUUGAUCCGAUUCGCACAAGGGAACGAGAUAUAACAAAGCACUUUGAGCCAUACGGGAAGGUUCUUAAUGUUCGCAUUAGGCGGAACUUUGCGUUUGUGCAAUUUGUCACGCAAGAGGAUGCUAGCAAAGCCCUUGAGGCAACACAGAGAAGCAAGUUACUGGACAGAGUCGUGUCUGUUGAAUAUGCUUUAAGGGAUGAUGAUGAGAGGGAUGGCAGAUACGAGAGUCCUAGAAGAGGUGGUAGUGGUAGACAUGGGGAUAGUCCAUAUCAGAGGCCUCCAAGUCCCGCUUAUCGCCGGCGACCAAGUCCUGAUUAUGUAGGGCUCGUAGUCCUGUUUAUGAUCGCUAUAAUGGUCCGGCUUAUGACAGGCAGAAGAGUCCCGAAUAUGGGAGAUACCGCAGCAGCCGAUCGCCUGCUCGAAGGUCCCGGACAUGAAUAUCAGAUUGAUGGAGAAAGCUUGUUGCUCAAUCUGCCUAUCAUAGUUUGUGCUUCAUCAGUAGAAUGUGUAGUUUUUUUCUUCUCUUUCCCGUUGAACUCUUUUAAGUAUGGAGAUUCUUAGGUGAAAGUACAAAUGAUAUAC